This is a messenger RNA of Octopus sinensis (East Asian common octopus), 2463 nucleotides long. RefSeq names its product serine/threonine-protein phosphatase 2B catalytic subunit alpha isoform. The transcript is spliced from 17 exons. Gene Ontology annotation, biological process: calcineurin-mediated signaling. Gene Ontology annotation, molecular function: calmodulin binding; calmodulin-dependent protein phosphatase activity. The record is from RefSeq and is a predicted model, not a curated record. Bases 111 to 1712 code for a protein of 533 amino acids. Gene Ontology annotation, cellular component: calcineurin complex; cytoplasm. Lineage: Eukaryota; Metazoa; Mollusca; Cephalopoda; Octopoda; Octopodidae.
AUAUACGUAUUAUAUAUAUAUAUAUAUAUCAAACCGAAUAUAUAUAAUUAAUAUAUAUAUAUAUAUAUAUAUACGUAUAUAUAUAUAUAUUUUAAAAUAACCCGAGAACGAUGACCACAACAGACUGUAAGAUGUCUACUACGGACAGGGUCAUCAAAAGUGUACCCUUUCCACCAAGUCAUCGAUUACAAACACUAGAGGUGUUUGACCCACGAGGCAAACCUAAACCUGAUGUUUUAAAGCAGCAUUUCGUGUUAGAAGGUAGAGUCACAGAGGAUGUAGCAUUAAGGAUUAUUAAUGAAGGAGCAGCAUUGCUGCGGCAAGAAAAGACUAUGAUUGACAUUGAAGCACCUGUUACAGUCUGCGGUGAUAUUCAUGGACAGUUUUAUGACUUAAUGAAGUUAUUUGAAGUUGGAGGACCACCAGCUACAACGCGUUACCUCUUUUUAGGAGACUAUGUUGACAGAGGAUAUUUUAGCAUAGAGUGUGUUUUAUAUUUAUGGGCCCUGAAGAUCUUAUAUCCAAAUACUUUUUUCUUACUCCGUGGAAACCAUGAGUGUAGACAUCUGACAGAAUAUUUCACAUUUAAACAAGAAUGUAAAAUCAAAUACACCGAACGAGUAUAUGACGCCUGUAUGGAUGCAUUUGACUGCCUGCCUCUAGCAGCCUUAAUGAACCAACAAUUUUUGUGUGUCCAUGGAGGUCUCUCACCAGAAGUACAUACUUUAGAAGAUAUAAGAAAAUUGGACAGAUUCAAAGAACCACCAGCAUUUGGUCCAAUGUGUGAUUUAUUAUGGUCCGAUCCUCUGGAAGAUUUUGGCAAUGAAAAAACUACAGAACACUUUACACACAAUAGUGUUAGGGGUUGCUCAUAUUUCUACAGCUAUGCAGCAUGUUGUGAUUUCUUGCAACAGAAUAAUCUAUUAUCUAUAAUCAGGGCACAUGAAGCUCAGGAUGCUGGGUAUCGUAUGUAUAGGAAAAGUCACCAAACUGGUUUUCCGUCAUUAAUAACUAUAUUUUCAGCACCUAAUUAUUUGGAUGUAUACAACAAUAAAGCGGCAAUUCUCAAGUAUGAAAAUAACGUAAUGAAUAUUAGGCAGUUCAACUGCUCUCCACACCCAUAUUGGCUGCCAAACUUUAUGGAUGUUUUCACAUGGUCUUUACCAUUCGUGGGAGAAAAAGUUACAGAGAUGUUAGUAAACGUCCUUAAUAUCUGUUCAGAUGAUGAGUUGAUGACUGAAGGAGAUGAUACAUUUGAAGCUGAACUUGCAAAGAAGACAGAACAACUUCAACAACAACAUCAACAACAACAACAACAACAACAACGUCAAAUCUCAGGGAUUAGUGAAGACCAUAUCACAGGGUUCAACACUGUUGCUGCCAGGAAAGAGGUCAUCAGAAACAAGAUUCGAGCCAUCGGUAAAAUGGCUAGAGUAUUUACUGUACUGAGGGAAGAGAGCGAAAGCGUACUGCAGUUGAAGGGACUUACUCCAAAUGGUUUGCUACCUCUCGGAGCGCUAUCUGGUGGCAAAGAUACUCUGAGAAGUGCUAUCGAUAAUCCGAACGAGGAACCAGCUAUCAAAGCCCUCAGCGGUUUUUCUCCUACCCACAAAAUAAGUGGGUUCGAUGAAGCCAAGAGUUUGGAUAAAUUGAAUGAACGCAUGCCCCCGAGAAGAGAUGCAGUCAAUACCAAUAACAAGGAGAAAGCGUAAUGGGGGACAAAAACCCUCUUCUCUCCACCAAGGCUGUUAUUCUUCCGGGCUGGAGUCUACCAUCACAUGCAGGGGAACGAAUGCUGAGCUCUGUGUGCAGGGUCCAGCUGUGAACAGCUCUGUUGAUCUCACCUUGUACGAUUUGCUACCUGGGAUGUAUGAUUAUAUCAGAAUUCAAUGUAUACAUAUUUUAUACCUAUUUAAUGGUUCUUUACCCCUCCCCUGCUGGCAACCUGCAAAUACAAUUGGUAAAUGCUGUUUUGUGAUGUGAUGUUUCUUUCCUUUUCUUCAAUAAAAAAAAUGCUUCCUUUCUAGUAAAAAAAAAUUUAAAAAGUUAAUAAAUUAUAAAACUAUCUGAAAAAUAAAAUGUAAAAAUUUAACAUGAAAAUUCAUUAUUAAAUAUGGUAAUUUACUGAGGUGAAGUGAGUUCAAACUUUUCGAAUGCCACUAGGAAAGUUUAAAGUUUUCUUCAACUCUUUUAUACCAGUUGUGUGGCAGUAUUAUUUAUGAGGGAAGUUCAUGAGCAGAUGUUGCCAGGGAUAUUCCCAAUAUCAACAUCUGGACUUAAAUACUGCCUUGUCGUUGUAUGCAAGCCUCUCAUUGGGGUAGAAUUGAUUCUUUCAUCUUUUUACAAAAUUUCCGAAACAAACACAUUCUUUUAGUUUUAGCCCAAUCUUUAUUUUGAACUGUGGGCUAAAAAAAAAUUAUAAUGAUGAUGUGAUGAUGAUGAUGAUAAAGAUGAUGAUGAUGA